AUGGCACCCGUCCGAAGAUCCACAAGGAAUUCUAAAUCACGAACAGGGUCUCCGAAAAAGCAAGGGAACCCGCAGACAGGAGCAAAGAGGCGAACUAAUAGAAGAAACAAAUCUGCUGCCUCGAAAGGUGAGAUUGUACGCGAAAAGUCCCCAAAGUUGGAGUUAAACUCAUCCCCAAUCAAGCAAAAGAAUGAUCAACAAACGACCCCUACAAAACAAGUCAUUUCUAAAAAGGGAAAGAAUGUCUUGUUUUCAGAUGAUUUGGUUUCUGACUUACCAAGCACACCCGAGAGAUGCUCUUCACCAAUCCGGUCCAUUUUGAAGCCCGUUGAACCCAAUUCUUUGAACAGAGCUGCCGAUCCAAAUGACACAUCGCUUUGGGAUGCGACGAACAAUGCAAGGACAAUCAACCCAAAAUGCUUUGAAUUUUGGCUACCGGGCACAAUCAUUCAGCUACCACUGGGCUCUGAAAAGUUGCCCAUGCUAGUGGAAGGAUGCAUGUCGGUGUUGGAUGAUGAAAAAUUUGAAAGGAGGUUUGAGGUGUAUGCAGCAUUGAAUGGCAUUGUUAAAACCAACCCGUCCGCAAUAUUGCUUAAACUAUUCGCGAGCUCUAAAAAGAAUGAGAUUCAGCAAGCAUCGCUCCCGCUUGUGGUCCAAGUCCUUAAAGACAUCAGCAUUAUUGAAAAGAGUAUAUUCAAUCCCGAAUUGGACAAAGAAAAUGACUCCCCAACCAAGGGGGACCCAUUCAAGGUUCGUGUUGUCACACAAGCGUUGAAACUUCUCAAUUUUGUCUUGUGUGAUACUGAGUUGAAUAGUUUUGUAACAAACGCUGACAUAUGCUGGAUUUAUGAUCAUGCAUGUACGGCGCUUGUUAACCCCAGGAUAUCCAAAGCACUUGUUUCACCGUACCUUAAUAUAAUUAAGGAUUGCAAAUUGAGUAGCAGUUGCAAACGCGACUUGUUUUCCCAUCAGCACAUUCUUGAAAAAUUGCUUUUUGCAGUACUUAAUGUUAAAGGUUUUCCAAGUGUAUCAUUGGUAACAGAAAGACUAAUCUGUUUGAAAAAUUACGUAUUGAAUUUCCCGGAUUUCAUGGCCAAAAACAUUGACCACUGGUUUGAGCCGUUGCUUUUGAACUUGUGCAACAUGAUUCAUCCCUUGAACGUGAAAUGCCUUGGAGUAGGUGUGCAUUGUUUAUUGGAGGCAGCAAAAUGCUUUUUGGAUUGUACCCCCGUCCACACUUGUGUGUUGAACAAAAUGUCAUCACGGAUUGCCCUGAGCGUUCAGUCUUUCACAUCAAGUCAAGAGUUUUCAGAAUGUAUGAAUCAGCUCCGUAUGCAAAAUGUAAAACUAGGUCAAUUUGUUGUUUCCAAAUUGCAAGAGUUGAUACGCGCAGAACAACAUAAAUUAGCUAUGGACAUGUGGAUGGCCCUUACUCUAUUAUCUAGCGUGGAUGCUUUUGAUGAGUCUACAUAUUUGGAAUCGUGGCUCAAAGUACCAAAUUUUUGCUUCAGUUUAGGCCCUCCUGCAACUGCAAUUGCUUUGUCUUAUUGGAGAGCAGUAUGUUUCAACUUGUGCAAAAACAAUCUAGAUGCAUUCCGCACAUGUAUUGACCGUGUUCAACGACCAAUAUGCAAAGGAGAUAACCCCCUUUAUGCCACACACACAUUGAAGUCAAAAACGACAGUCAUGAUGCACGUUUUUGAUAGCUUCCCUUUGCUGGAGUUACCAAAAAUUGUGAUUGACUCACUUGAUAAUGUUUUCUUAGGCUACUUAUACAUUUUUCUCAGUCCAACCAUUCUCAAACUGUGGACAAAGUACUUAGCUGCUUUUUGGGAUAAGAUUGUUCAACCAAUAUUCAGGAAAUUCUACUUAGCAAAGGAAGCGGGCCCAUAUGCAAACCACUUGGGUUGCGAAGUUUUACACACACUUUUCAGAGUAUCAAUGCCUCAUCCAGAAAAGGAAUUCAAUGAAGCUCGAAUACUAUUCAACGAUCCAAUUAACUUGCCACAAAUCAACCCACUUCCGUCAAGGUUUGUUCUCAUCAAGUUUGACAAGAUGAUGCAGAACAUGAUCUCGUUAUUCGAAUUGGACACAAUAAAAUUUGAGCAGAAAUUGGGCCUACUCAAAUCCUUUUUAAAUAAAAUAAAAUUGGUGGUAAAGAAGGAGCAAAGUCCAUCAGUUACUACUUAUGAUCUCAUCGAUAACCUCCCGUUAUUGUUAAGAAAGUUGUUGGGAACCCAAGCCGUGAGCUCAGAGGUUCUUGUAAGAGUCAUUGUUGUAAUGCAUGAUGUGUUUAGUCCAUCUUUACUAAUUAACUGUGACCUCGGAUCUGAAAAUUAUGACAACAACCUCAAUGUUUAUUUGCCGAUUGUCGAGAGUUCCAGCGCACUACCAUUGGAAGGAAGGAUGACAGUGAUAAGGCUCAUUUUGCAGUCUUUACCUCAGACUAAAGCAUUGAUAUUAAUCACAGAUAUUCUUGAGUUGCCCACAACAACGAACGAUACGAUCCAAAUCAUUAUUGAACUAUUGAGUAAGACAAAUAUUGUUGCAAACACAAUUGAUCUACAAUUAUAUGCCAUGAUUUGCAAAUGCAUAAGUUGCAACUACGAAGUUUUUGUGAAGAAAAUGAUUCAAGCAAUUGUAUCCAUUCCGAAUUCUGAAGAGAUUUGCAGAUGCUUAACUUUGUUACAUAUCGAUGAGUGGAAAUCAAAUGUCGCUGACCAUGUGCUUUUAUUGCUACGAAAUGCACCUUCAAAGUCGAUUCACCAUUUUGUAGCAGGGAUUAUAUCACGGCGUCUUGAGGCAUCUUUGGUACAAUCGUUGGCGUUUAUGACAAAGAACGAUUUUUCUAGUGAAAUGUUUUUGCUCAGUGGAAAUCUCUUUGAUUUGAUAGUCAAGGAUAAAGCGAGUCUUUUUGAAUGUUGUGUUUUAUUGAAACAAUAUCUUAAAUUCAAAUGCCAGCAAGGGGGAAAUGAUUAUUUGCUUAUCGAUGUCUUGGCUGCUGGAUGCAGUAAGCAUCUAGACAUAGACAUUACUUUCUUAGAGAAGUUGGUAGACUUCUCUCACUUACCCUUAAGCAGCAGGGAGGUGCAGUUGCAAAAAGCCAAAUCUAGUACAGAAGUGCUUCUUGAAACCACUUCCCUGGAUAGUCAAGAUGAACAUUCUCGUGGCGAUAUUGACAUGAUCGACAAUGAUAGCAUGGACCAAAGUUCUUUAGGAUUGAUAACAUCCCUGAGCCAAGAAGUUGCCGGUGAUAUACGAAGCGAGGAUGCAGUGAACUUGGACAGGAAUACGUUGAAGAUGAUUGUCAAAACAAACAAUUCCCUCAGGGAGGGUAGGUCGAGAAGUAGCAUGGCUAUAGAAAAUCUAAUCGGAAAAGAAGAAGAAGUCAUCACGAGCAAACAGUGUCAAUCUGAGUCUAGAAUACUGCCACAUUUGAGGUUUCCCGAAAAGCUAUCCAACGUUGCGAACAAUGCUAAUGGACAAAUACACUCAGCAACAUCAAAUACUCAGGGAGUUUCCAAUUACGACACAAGUGAAGAGCGAAGGUAUAGUCAAGUCGACGAAAGUGUCCAAACGCCGCUGUUAAGUGCUAUUGAAUUAGUGAAGCUUCUUGCUGAGAAAUCCAGCCAAGAAUUGAACAUGUUUAGUCCUCAACAAAAGUAUGAAUUGGAAUCAGAGUUGUUGCGGUUUAUGAUUAAAUUGCGUCAGUUGGAAUAA
Lodderomyces parapsilosis is the source of this 3720-nucleotide messenger RNA. RefSeq names its product DNA-binding protein. Gene Ontology annotation, biological process: telomere maintenance. The record is from RefSeq and is a predicted model, not a curated record. The transcript has a single exon. Bases 1 to 3720 code for a protein of 1239 amino acids. Gene Ontology annotation, cellular component: nucleus. NCBI's taxonomy places the organism in Eukaryota, Fungi, Ascomycota, Pichiomycetes, Serinales, Debaryomycetaceae.